Messenger RNA from Seriola aureovittata, 5104 nucleotides. It is a transcript of the gene kif19, whose product is annotated as kinesin family member 19. Bases 525 to 3578 code for a protein of 1017 amino acids. Gene Ontology annotation, biological process: microtubule-based movement. The transcript is spliced from 20 exons. NCBI's taxonomy places the organism in Eukaryota, Metazoa, Chordata, Actinopteri, Carangiformes, Carangidae. The record is from RefSeq and is a predicted model, not a curated record. Gene Ontology annotation, molecular function: microtubule motor activity; microtubule binding; ATP binding.
CACACACACACACACACACACACACAGCAGCAGGGCAGCGGAGAGGAGCGACAGACAGGGAUAGGGAAGUGAACGCAGCAGGUGGGCUGUUGCUGCUGCCGGUGUUACCUGCCUCUCUCCGGCUCUCCUUCCUGUCUGCCUCCGCCAGGUAAAUUCUCCGCUCGUGUUCGUGUUCUUAACCUGUUGAGCGGAAACACACGAUGAGAAACGGCGGAGCGUCGACGCACUUUGAAGCACGAAGGGGGAAUUGAGCUGGGACUCGACUGAUAGUGAGACAACAGGUCGUGAAGUAAGAGAGACACGACGGGAAAGCUGUGAGCUCGUUGGUAGCUCCUGUUUUUACUCCGCAGAGACAGUCAGAGACCGUUACAGCAGCUACACAAAGCCCGCGAGGAGUUGAGUGUGUGUACGGAGAGCUGCAGGUGGUUUAUUUCAGAGGGGGUGGCGGCAGGUAGCGAGCAGGAUGGUCCAGUAUCCCGUCUGCUGUUGACGCUCAUUAUCCUUCUCUCUGACCGAAAGUGACCAUGAAGGACACGGGGGACUCAAAGGACCACCAACUUACUGUUGCCUUGAGGAUUCGACCCCUCAGCGAUGCUGAACAGGAGGAGGCGGCUACGAUCGUGGCCCACAGAGUGGACGACCAGAUGGUGGUUCUGAUGGACCCCAUGGAGGACCCAGACGACAUCCUGCGUGCCAACCGCUCCAGGGAGAAGACUUACAUGUUCGACGUGGCGUUCGACUACUCAGCCAGUCAGGCAGAGGUGUACCGAGCUACAACCAAAGGCCUGAUUGAGGGCCUCAUAUCAGGCUACAACGCCACUGUGUUUGCCUACGGACCCACAGGUUGUGGGAAGACAUACACCAUGUUGGGGACAGACAAGGAGCCAGGCAUCUACGUUCGAACGUUAAAUGACCUGUUCCGUGCCAUUGAGGAGACCAGUGACGACAUGCUGUACAGCGUCUCCAUGUCCUAUCUGGAGAUCUACAAUGAGAUGAUCCGUGAUCUGCUGAACCCGUCUUCGGGCUUCUUGGACCUGAGAGAAGACUCAAAGGGAGUGAUUCAGGUUGCGGGCAUCACGGAGGUGUCUACCAUUAAUGCCCAAGAGAUCAUGGAACUGCUGAUGAAGGGGAACAAACAGCGCACCCAGGAGCCCACAGCCGCCAAUCAGACGUCGUCUCGCUCCCACGCCGUGCUGCAGGUGGCCGUCAAGCAGCAGAGCCGCUCUCGAGACAUUCUGCAGGAGGUCCGCUUCGCGCGACUCUUCAUGAUCGACCUUGCCGGCUCUGAACGAGCAGCUCAGACUCAGAACAGGGGUCAGCGGUUGAAAGAGGGGGCCCACAUCAACCGCUCCCUCCUGGCUUUGGGCAACUGCAUCAAUGCCCUGAGCGACAAAAAUGGCAACAAGUACGUCAACUAUCGAGACAGCAAGUUGACGCGCCUGCUAAAGGACUCGUUGGGCGGGAACAGCCGAACUGUCAUGAUAGCCCACAUUAGCCCCGCCUCUGUGGCUUUUGAGGAGUCUCGUAACACACUGACCUAUGCUGACCGUGCCAAAAGUAUUCGAACACGGGUAAAGAAGAACCUGAUAAAUGUGUCAUACCACAUUGCUCAAUACACCAACAUCAUCUCAGACCUGCGCUGCGAGAUCCAGCGGCUCAAGAAAAAGAUUGCAGAUCAGGCGAGCCGCCAGGUCAACUCAGAUCGGGCUGACAUCCGCCAUGUCCAGGCUGAAGUCCAGGCCCACUCCAGCCAGCAGAGUCGGGCGGAGAUGGAUCAGUUGAGGGAGCAGCUCUUGGAUGCCUUCCGCCAGCAGAUGGAGAUCAGGAAGAGCCUGAUGGAGCUAGAAAACAGCAACAUGGAGAUCCAGAUCGACACCUCCAGACACCUGCUAACCAUUGCAGACUGGGAGCAGGAGCGGAGCAGGCGCAGGAGGAAAUGGCGUGCAGAAAGGAGAAAGGAAAGUGUCAAUAAGGAUGAAAGCGAGAAGGACUCUGACUCCCCAGAGUCUCCCCCUGACAGCAGUGAGACACAGGAGGUGGCGAUGGCCCGAGAAAAUCUGGUCACACUCAUGGCUGAACAGAAAAGGAUUCACAAACAGAAGGCGUUGCUCGAGCGUAGGUUUCUGGAGCUCCGAGAUCGCGCCCGUCGCUUGGAGGAGCUGCUGCCUCGGCGGGUGAGCUCAGAGGAGCAGCGCGAGGUGCUGGGCCUCCUCUGCAAGGUCCACGAACUGGAGAUCGAAAACGCAGAGAUGCAGUCUCACGCGCUGCUCAAGGACAACGUCAUCCGGCAGAAAAACUUUGUGGUGCAGCGCUUCGAGCAGCACAGACAACUGUGUGACGAGAUCAUUCAGCAGCAGAGACGGUUCAUUGAUGACCACAGUCUGCUAGUACCCUCCCACCUCCAGGAGCUGUAUGAUAUCUACAUGAGGGAACUGGAUGAGAGGAAGCUGGACAGAGCCAUGGCCCUGGAUAAGGUGACCACCAGACACACCAUCAAGGAGGGAUCUUUACCCAAGAUCAGCCUGCCCAGUCAGGGUCGCGACAACCUGCAGGACAUGGACUCGGACCAGGAGAGUGUCCGCAACAUGUGCCCUGAUAACAGACGAGGCCAAGCCAAAAUUCGCAGACACACCUUGCCACCCAUUCUGCCAGAGCCUGAGCUGGACAAUAACAGAGUGUUUAAGAGCAGCCCUCACGCCAGGCAAAUGAAAAACUCGGUUGUAAUGACGCCGCCUCCCAUCCACAUUAAUGGGAAAGGCAACAGAGAGCUGCAGCCUCUGGCUCCUGAGAGCUCUCUGAGCUACAGUCACCUCAGCCACAGUGUCAGCAGCCACCUGGACUCGUCACCCGAGAGCAGCGAGGCCGGGGCCGACGUUCCCCUUUCACGAAAUGAGCGGCAGCAGAUCCUAAAGGGCGUCCAGAACAUUGUAGUGAAAGCAGCCCGUCGACGCUCCAAAGCCCUGGAGCUGGACGCUUUGCGGUUACACCCUCCCCCCUCUCCCCUGGACCACAAGAAGCAGAAAAGCAGCCUGUCUUUGAGCGAGGCGCCCCCUAGAGGUUUACCGUUGCGGCGCGGCAGGCAGCCCAGCCCUGAGCUCAGACACGCCACCUCGGACGACAACCUGUCCAGCAGCACCGGGGAGGGACCCGGCCUGCAGGUGACCUGGACGCGCCCACGCAACCGUCAGGUCGCCGCCAAGAACCAAACGCCCAGAGAAGUGGACUUCGAAGCUCGCCGCAAGAAGAGGCGCUCACGCUCCUUCGAGGUCACUGGUCAAGCACUCCCUCAAACCAAGACAACCACAGCUCAGAGGUUCCGCCCUCUGGACAGCACAUCAGACCCCCACCUCCACAUUAACGGUCAGCCCCAGGCUCCUAUGCUUCGUCCUCAGUACAGAGGGGUCCCUCCUCUUGCCAAAGUCAGGGGACCCCACAACAGCCAGCAAACAGGCUCGAAUGCAGAGUCCUCCACGGCCCACAUGAAUAACCUGAAGCGAGGGCCCCAGCUGCGGCAGCCCCAGCCCCUCCUCUACAUCACCACCACAGGCACUGGGGGCCAGCGCACUCGGAGACACUGAGCCAUCGCCCACGUCCACCCUCCACACCAGCACUAACACCCAAACCAGCUGAGCCUGAAAGGGAGAGCACCCACACCCACCCUCAGCACAGAUUAAAAUGAACACUUAACCCCUCAGUGAGUGACAUUAGGCAUGAUUUGCGAGGCAAUAUGAUGGAGACUUAACCAGACAGGAGCUGGAUACCUCCACACAGGUCUCCUCUGUGCUUUACUGAGCGAUGGCGCUGACAGGCUCCAAGCCUACAGAUGCCAAAGACUGCUAGACGUACAGUGCGUGUUCUGUUCAGUCACGUGUUUCCCCUUUAAAGCUUGCUGUCGUGCUGAAUUACUUGUUAUCGUCAAGUCGGGAUGGUGUCAAGCUCAUUAUGAAUGCAACACUGUACUAAUGUUUGUACAUUAUGAGUAUAUAUAGUCUGGUAACCUUCAGUGCUUGUAAUGAAGGCCAGAAACGGAGACAUUAAGCUAAUGAGGGAUGUUUAUGGGGCUACACCUCACAGUAAUGAUGUAAAUGAGUGUUGAGGGAUAAAGGAUGAAAAAACAUUGAAAGGAUAUUACACUAAUGGCAGUGUGAGAACUGUAUAAUGAGCAAAGGCCUACCAUCAAAAUGUUUCGGUGUCAGUAUGUUUCUUGUAGUAAGGUUGUUUCAAUUUAAUGACACACAUAUAUUUGAGUAAAAAAAAAUAUACUUGAUCAUCUUGAUUGUUGUGCACUUCUGGAUUUAAACCUUGUAUUCUCACAUGCCCCAGGUCUAUGCCUUUUCUUACCCAAACUUGACUGUUAAAUGUCAUAUGCUCUGUUUGUGUAGAUAAUACCACAGGUUAGUUGGCUGUAUUUUUAAUGAAUUAUUUAACUGUUGCCUUUUCUUUUAUGUUGUUGUUGUCAUAUACAUUGUUUUCAUAUUACUACUUUCUAUGCUUUGUUUUGUACAUUUUUUUUAAUUUGUACCCAAAUAAAUUCAAAUGAAAUAUGUUAAAUGUUGCUUAUUUUCCAGUAAAAUGUGUGUUUGCUAUUGUGAGAGAAAAGGAAAACUGAUCAGGGCAGUUCAGAUGGUCAUUUUAUGCAGAAAUGUAUUGAUUAGAAGCAAGAUCCAAAUCAACAUAUGAAAGCGUGCAUCAAAUACUUACUCUGACAUUAUUUUUAACAGUUUUGGUCCCGUGCUUAAGACUAAAAUAUCCUAUAAUGUCAUGGAAAGGAGAAUUUUGUAUGAGACACUACACAGGACUCUUUGCAUUGGUCUCAUGUGUAAUGAUCUAAAAUGUCCACUAGAUGUUGCACAGUGGCCACAGUUGGGAUGAAGAGUAUUGACACACCCAGCCUCCAGGCUUCAGGUCACCAUCAAUGGACCAUCUCUCUACUGACAUUGACAACACAAGUUUCACCAACUACAGACACUUGUAGUUAAAUUAGCUUGAUUUAACAUUUAUAAGAUCAAUUUUGUGAUUUUACUCAUUUUGUAAAAACUUUUAUGGAUUGUAUUUAAGAGGUUGCAUUUAUGAUUUUUCAUAUUAAAUUAUAUGCAGCACAUUG